AUGUGCAAGAGUUUCGGUUCGAGCUUAUCCGGCCCAGCGCUACAAUGGUACACAAACCUCCCGAAUAGAUCCAUCGAUUCGUUCGCUCAACUCACCGACACGUUUGUGGAACAGUUCGCCAGCAACAAGAAACUCGAGAAGCUGUCAACCGACUUGUACAGAGUAUACCAGAGAGAACAUGUCAGCAGGUAUAAUAGAGAGAGGAUUUCCAUCCCAGCAUGCAACCCUGAGACAGCCGUAGAUGCCUUCAGAAAGGGUCUCCUCCCGGACGGAAAGCUAUUCAAAGAACUUACAAAGCUGGGAUGCACAACAAUGGAAGACGCCCUGGCCCAGGCAGUGAUCCAAAUAAGGUGGGAGGAGGAUGAGAUAAACCGAACGAUUCACUCCAGAUAUGAACCAAGGCGGAGCGAUAGGAAGCCAGAGCCUGGACCGGUGGAGCACCGCUACCACCCUCCAGCACGCAAUAUGGGCAAAGUCAGGAAGCCUUAUGAUCACCAACCCUCGAGAAAUGAUAAUAGGCAGUUUGGAUCGAACCGACCCAGAAUACCGGAUUACAACCUCAACGUCGAACCGACCCAGGUCGUAGUAAUAAUGAAAGGAUUAGGAUCCACCGUCAAGUGGCCUAGCAAGCUCCAUCCCGAGGCAAGGAGAGACACAACCAAGUGGUGCGAGUUCCAUAACGACCAUGGGCACAACACCGCAGACUGUAUUGUCUUACGACUCGAGGUUGCCGCACUUCUGAAAAGGGGACAUCUCUGUGAUCUGCUUACUGACAAGGGGAAGAACACCAUUAGCCAGAAAAGCUCCAAAGAACUGUCACCCCCUCCGCGGGAACCCACACCGAAAGGUUUCUGUUCGCUCAUCUCCGGAGGAUCAGAGAUCAGCGGGGUAAGUUACUCAUCGGCCAAGCGGUAUGCUAGAGCCAACCACCACCAUGAAGUCCAGUCCAUCCAUCCGGCCUUGCGGUCACACUCUCAUCAGGUAAUUCAGUUUGAAGAUGAUGAACCGGUCACCCUGACCGCUCCUCAUCACGACGCUUUAGUCGUAUCCCUGCAGAUUGCCAACAUCCUAGUGAAAAGGGUGUUUGUAGAUGGAGGUUCGUCAACAAACAUCUUGUUCCUUGAAGCAGUAAAAGCAAUGGGACUAAAAGAAGCAAACAUCAACAGGCGGCUGACUCUGCUGGUUGGGUUCAACUCGGAGCAGAAAUAUACUAUUGGAGAGAUAGUCCUUCCCAUCUACGCCGGCGGAGAGAACAAACAGACCGUCUUCCUGGUGAUCAACGGCCCAUCUCCCUACAACAUCAUUUUGGGUCGGCCUUGGAUCUACGACAUGCGGGCAGUCUCAUCUACCUUCCACCAGACGAUCAGGUUUCCAACCAAGUGGGGGGUACAAGAGAUCAAGGGUGAUCCCAAAGCUUCCAAAGACUGCUACAAGAACGUCUUCAAGAGCAAAGGAAACUCUUCAUAG
This is a messenger RNA of Pistacia vera, 1467 nucleotides long. RefSeq lists its product as uncharacterized. The transcript has a single exon. NCBI's taxonomy places the organism in Eukaryota, Viridiplantae, Streptophyta, Magnoliopsida, Sapindales, Anacardiaceae. The coding region runs from base 1 to 1467 and encodes 488 amino acids. The record is from RefSeq and is a predicted model, not a curated record.